This is a messenger RNA of Colletotrichum aenigma, 624 nucleotides long. RefSeq lists its product as uncharacterized. The transcript has 2 exons. NCBI's taxonomy places the organism in Eukaryota, Fungi, Ascomycota, Sordariomycetes, Glomerellales, Glomerellaceae. Bases 1 to 624 code for a protein of 207 amino acids. The record is from RefSeq and is a predicted model, not a curated record.
AUGUCUCGAAUUGCCACACAACGGCUGAUUGCCGCGGCUCCAUGCCUACGCAGCGCAUCCAUUGCGCAUGCCGCCCCUCGAGCCGUCUACUUCCAUGCGCGGCACUCGAGCUCCCUGCCGACGGUUGCGCAGUCCGACUUCUGGAAGGGCCUGAUCCCGAAACCAUUCCGUCGCGAACCGCAGCUCCCCGGCGACCCGUCGAUCAAGCGGGUCAAGUCGAAGAAGAAGAAGGAAUGGAACCCAGCAACCUUCUACAUUGUCAUAUUUCUCUUGAUCGGUUCCAUGUCGAUUAAUAUGCUGUCGAGCAAGCAGUCGUUCGAAGCUUUCUCACGCCAAGCUGACGUCCGUAUCGGGGUCUUGAAAGAGGUCGUGGAGAAGAUACAGCGUGGCGAGAAGGUUGACGUGGAAGAGGCACUUGGCACGGGCGACCCUCAGAAGGAGUUGGAGUGGGAAGAGAUGCUGAGAGAGAUUGAACGUGAAGACGUGUCACGACAGAAGAAGCAGGAAAAGUCACGGCAGACGGAGAGCGUGAAGAGCAAGCCCGAAAAGGAAGCCAAAUCGCAUUCGACAGGGGUCUCUGAGGCUGCGAAGCCACCGGCACGAGGCAUGUCGAGCUUCUUCUAG